Messenger RNA from Alternaria novae-zelandiae, 1581 nucleotides. RefSeq lists its product as uncharacterized. The record is from RefSeq and is a predicted model, not a curated record. The coding region runs from base 1 to 1581 and encodes 526 amino acids. NCBI's taxonomy places the organism in Eukaryota, Fungi, Ascomycota, Dothideomycetes, Pleosporales, Pleosporaceae. The transcript is spliced from 4 exons.
AUGGCUUUUACACCCGUUGCCAGGCCGUCUGGCAAGUUUGCGCAUUGGAAUACGUUCCCUUUCAUGACCGCCCCGAAAACUAAAUAUUACUCCGCUCAACUCCAGUCGACACUCUUUCGUCUUCCUCGAGAGGUUCGAGAUGUUAUUUACGAAUACUACCUUCUCGAGAAUGACGGUUACCACUACGACAGCGAGAUCGAUAAACUGCUGUACCACAAGCCGUCAAUAUCGCCUAAGCAAGUCGUUCGGCUAGGUCUACGGAUCACAUGUCGAAUCGCUGCAGAAGAGAUGAAAGACAGUGCCUUCGGAAUAAUCCACUUUUACCCCAAGCGUUCUUCAGAUGACGGCGGGAAAUACAUGAACUAUGUCGAGCGACAAAAGUGUCGCAUGCUAGUAUGCGCUGCCGAAUUACUACAACCUGACGACCUGAUCGACAUAGACCGCCGAUUUCCCACCGUUAAGCACUGGUUCCACGCACCUCUGAACCACGCAGUUACACAUCGAACGGACGAGCUUGGUACAUCAGAUGACAGUUGCAAAGAAGUCCUUAGCCAGUCAUUCAGCGAUGCUCUCCAAUAUGCACUGGUGCUAGCGAAAAACCGACAUCCGUCAAGAUUUGCAGAGCUUGCACGUGAGACUUUCGGCAUCGGUGACUGUCCCAUCAGAUCGACUACGUUAGGUUCCGUGCAGAACAACCUAUUCGCACAGGGAGCUCUAUCUGACAUAUAUCACUGGCAUCCUGCGCCAUGGUCCAUCCCGGGAGAUGAAGAGUUGUCAAAGCUCGAAAGACUCAUUUGUGAGCCUGGCGAGUCGGACACUCUGCUCCCAACUACAGACGAAGGCGUCUUCUACUUCCCCGAUAUCACAGAGCAUUUCCAUGCUGCGCGUUACCGUUGGUACUUUUCUGCUGCCGCUGUGGCGAUUGAGUUUUUUCAGGGCAUAUCCAAACAACGCAGGGCCAAAUUCCGAUCAGUCGUACUGAACGAAGACGUCAAAGCCGUGUCCAGACCAGAAUGCCACGCGCGCGGCCUUAUCCCAUUCUGUCAUGAGAAUCAUCGACUUCGUAUUGAGAGACGAAUCAGCUUGCUUACAAAUCUCCUUCCACCAGGCUCUGAUUAUGUGUCUGGCUACGAAGACGAGUUCAUUUACAGUGAAGACUGUUUCCAAGUGCUGCUUCCGUGGAUUGAGGAAGCACUUCUGCUACCUUCCUUCGGGAUGCCUCUGCCGUCAUUUCAACUUGUUGUAGAUGGCGAUGCAAGGGAAUCUUCAGAAUUCUGGCACAUGCUUAAAUAUGCUGCCGCUACGCAGCAGGCCCGACACAAGCAGUUGCAACUCAGCGGUACAGACCUGCCCACAGGAUUCGCAAGCAUGGUCCGCGAUAUCUGUCAGGGUAACUCAAUCGUAAGGUAUAAUGGAGACGUGGGCGAGCUUUGGGACGAAGACACAUUCUUCUCCGAAAGGAAGGAUUGGACAGAAUUGCAAUGGGAGACGGACUGGAAUGAGACCAUCGACCAGGGCAUCGUCUCGAACUUCUGGCCGAAGGUUUCAGAGCGUUAUCUCAAGGGACGCUCCCCAUACUAG